This is a messenger RNA of Physcomitrium patens, 3655 nucleotides long. Its product is annotated as lysine-specific demethylase JMJ21. Gene Ontology annotation, molecular function: protein binding. NCBI's taxonomy places the organism in Eukaryota, Viridiplantae, Streptophyta, Bryopsida, Funariales, Funariaceae. Gene Ontology annotation, cellular component: cytoplasm. The record is from RefSeq and is a predicted model, not a curated record.
AACCCCGUACUGAUCGGCGCAGUGCUGAGCCGCGUGCUUAUGUCUCUGUCCCUCAGCUUUUAAUAGGUUCCAUUGCCUAUGAAAAGAGAAGAGAAAACAAAUUCGGUAGGUUCCUUUGAAUUACGAAGGGCUUUGACUGCUUUCGGUGAGUUCUGCGUUGCCUGACGAAGGGAAACGCCAUAGCUGUUUUGAGUCUUGCACGUGGCGAUUUUCCAGUUCCAUCUCGUGAGUGUGUCGAGCAGAGAGGUCGUGCUUCUCUCGGGAACGAAGGAUUCGCAUAUUUUUAGCAAUUUGCAAUAGGAGCUGCGUCGACUCGAAUUGCCUUCAGCUGAAUUAAUCGUGGAGUCGGUGAAUUUAGCCGCCUGGGGUGGUUGUUUAGGGGGCCGGGGGUGGAGAUGGGGCAAGCGAGAGAUCGCAGACCGGAUGCGCUGGGGGAUUUUUGUGUUCUCCCCGAUGAGUUGCUAUGUUCGAUACUCGCGGCCUUGCCCCCUCGAACUGUCGGUACUCUAGCUUGCGUGAGCAGCGUGUUUUAUAUUCUCUGCAAUGAGGAACCCUUAUGGAUGCAUAUAUGUCUCUACCAACAUCAUGGGGGAUAUUUGAACUUUGAAGGCUCUUGGCGUCAGUCAGCCCUCGUCAAGCUGGGCUACGUUAAGGCGGGAACGUCAGUUGUUAAGCCACCCCUGCGCUUUGACGGUUUCAGUUCAAUGUUCCUGUACAAACGCUGGUACCGUUGCAACAUUGCAUUAGAGAGUUUUGCUUGUGACACGGGUGUUAUUGAGCGAAGAGAGAAUCUUUCUUUGGAUGAGUUUCGUUCUACCUACGAUGGCAAGAAACCGGUCAUGAUUUGUGAUUUAACGAAAGUUUGGCCAGCUCAGAAGACAUGGACAAUGCCUCAGCUAGCAGAUAAAUAUGGGGAUGUUAGUUUCAAAGUGUCUCAAGCUCAUGGCAAGAAAAUCAAGAUGAAAUUGAAGGAUUACGCUGCAUACAUGGCUUGCCAGCAUGACGAGGAGCCCCUUUACAUCUUUGAUGCUAAGUUUGGGGAAUCGGCGCCUGAGAUGCUGGAGGAAUAUAGUGUUCCACCAUUGUUUUCAGAGGAUCUGCUUGCGGUUUUGGACAAGCCCGUUCGUCCUCCUUUCCGGUGGUUGGUUGCUGGACCUGCACGGUCUGGGGCAUCAUGGCAUGUAGAUCCUGCACUUACGAGUGCUUGGAACUCUCUUCUUUCGGGACGCAAAAGGUGGGCACUAUAUCCACCGGGAAGAGUACCACCGGCUGUCGUUGUUCACGUCGAUAAGAGUGAUGGCUCUGUGAAUUUUGAUGGGCCGACAUCUCUUCAGUGGUGGUUAGAAGUCUAUCCAACAUUGCGGGAAGAAGACAAGCCUUUCGAGUGUACACAAUUGCCAGGAGAAACUAUUUCAGUGCCGAGCGGAUGGUGGCAUUGCGUGCUGAAUAUUGAUGAUUCUAUAGCUGUAACUCAGAAUUACGUGAAUUCCACGAACUUGGAACUGGUCUGCUUGGAUAUGGCACCUGGGUUUUACCAUCGCAGCAUUGCUCGAGCAGGUCACCUGGCGAUGCAGGAGAGACCGGAAAAGCCUGCCAAGCCGAUCACAAUUGAUCAGGGACUUGAUGCCAAUUGUGUUGCUCUUGUAGAAAGGAACUUGUGCAAAUCAGAAGCAGGUGAAUUAUUAAUUGAAAAUUUGGAGCGCGAUCUCUAUGACGCAGACAGCCGCCUUUCGUGUGUUGAUGUGGAUAAUUUAGCUACACAUACAGAAAAAGAAUCGAAUCAUUUUACUUCAAGCACCAGUAAAGGCGGCUAUUUGGAUAGAAAUGUACUGCGGGAUUGGUUGCGUCGGCUAUGGAUACUCAGGCCUGACCUUCGUUCACGCCUUUGGAAGUGUGCGUGCCUCACGGUAGACGUAGAAUCCUGGCUGCAGCGAGUCAUUGCUAUUUGUAAAACUCAUGAUCUUCCAGUACCUGUUGACGAAGAGCAGCUUCCAGUUGGAAAUGGCAGUAAUCCGGUAUUUGUCGUUGGAGAUUUCGUAAUUAAGCUGUGUGUUGAAGAAGGUGGCCCCUGGUUAGCUAUCGACGGACUGCGGUCUGAGCUUCGAUUUUACUCCCUUUUAAACAAAACGGAUUCGAAAUUAAAGGACGCUAUUCCGUCUUUGGUUGCAAGCGGUAUUGUGUCUCCAGAUGGCAAGGACUACAAAGUCCAACCAUGGGAUGGGUAUGACGAUCGUUUCACAGUCAACGAGACUCAACAUAUUGGAAAGAAAAGACAUCGAAACAUAUCAGAAUUCGACAAGAGCAGAUGCAGGAUCAAAUGCUCAGAGACUGAGUUUGUAAGAGUUUCUAUUGAUGACAACAAUGAAGUCUGUGAAUAUCCUGAGAAGGAAAGCACCGAAAUGGAUGAUGAUGCCAUUUUUUGGCCAUACAUUGUUCACAAACGCUGCGAUGGCACAAACAUGGACAGUGUUAUGCAUAAAAUGACAAUUGAAGACUACGCAGCUUUAGCUAGCUUUCUUGGCGAACGAGUUCGGCAUCUUCAUUCCCUGCCUUUGCCAUCAACAUUGCCGACAACUUGGGCUCAGAAAUCCUCAAGGUCGUUUGGGCGAGAGUCCACAAAUAACACAGAAACAUCAGUCACCUCAGGACACACUGCUGAAGUUAAUGGCUCUGCAGCAAAGCAGCGUCCUGAUUCGAGCAUGUCAAUUGAAGGAGAAGAUAUUGUCGGCCGUGAAAGGAAUUUGAAAAAUGGGUACGCUGAUGGUGAUGUGAGCAAAUUGGAGGAAGUACUUGGUGACAUCCCAAAUGCAUGGGACCACUUUGUCGGAUUGAUGCGACAGCAACGUGCGAAUGCCUCAGAGCGCUUUGAAGACUGGGAAUCACUACCACCUAAGCUUUUUGAGCAGUUGGAUACAUAUCUUCCUGAAGAUCCAGCUGUUCUUGUUGGCUUGCAGAAGGUUCAAGAUGGAGUGGCUACAAGUGCAUGGUCUCCUGUAUGGCUACACAUGGAUAUUAUGACAGACAACAUUCAGAUGAUUCCUUACUCUGUUGACGAUUAUGUGCCUGGAUCAGUCAACCUCAGUCAGAUUGCCCGUGAAAACAAGGACACUUCUGAACGAGUGAUGCAAGCUCGAUAUAUUCUGGACUUUGGGGAUGUGACGCUUGGGGACCCUUUAUAUGAGUUUUUGGCUAUGCAUGUGAGCGUUUUCAAGCUGGAACCACUCUUGUUGAAAAUUGCAUUGAAGUCGUACGGUCUUCCCCUGAGCAUUCCCAACACGACGAGCAAUGGAUCAAAUAAAGAUUUUACUCGGACAUCGUAUAGAGCCAUGUGCUACUGUCUGCUACAUGAGCAUGACGCCAUGAGCGCUAUUUUUAGGCAACGCAAAGACUGUAGAAAUGCAGACUCUCUUGAAGAGUUAGAAGAGAAGCUUUUGGGUUUUCUAAAUGAGUGGAACCCUGAAGCACCGUGGAAGUUGGAUUCCGUGUUUGAUUGAAUGCUUACAAGGUUAUCUUCAGACCAUUAGCCUAGUCAGUAGCAAUUCAUAAUUGAUUCAUAUCAAAAUUGUGACAGUCCUUUUGUAACAUAAUAUUGAUUCAGCAACUAGCUUAGUUCGCGGUGUUGCACCAUAAAAUUUCGUCUUUCUGAUUUUUCGAA